Canariomyces notabilis is the source of this 791-nucleotide messenger RNA. RefSeq lists its product as uncharacterized. NCBI's taxonomy places the organism in Eukaryota, Fungi, Ascomycota, Sordariomycetes, Sordariales, Chaetomiaceae. The coding region runs from base 154 to 603 and encodes 149 amino acids. The record is from RefSeq and is a predicted model, not a curated record. The transcript has 2 exons.
UACACGCACCUGCGCUGAUCGAAGGUUCUCGAUACAGCUUCUCUACUUUGUGUUGUAUGCCUGCGACGCACCAAUCCUAGUGCACACUUUGAGUGGUGACAGAGGGAUACCAUUAUGUCAUCUUGGCAAAGUUGGGAAUAGUGUCCCAAUGCCAUGCCAUCCAGUUCCGAGCCGAGCGGAGCUAGGCAGCCGCACGGAACACCCAAGAUACUGGUAGUGUGUUCUACAGCACACUACACGUGUAAGUUCCUUCUUAUUGAGGUUGAUUCUCUAACAUCAGCCGAAGCCCGGGUCCGGUCUCCAAUGCUCAUCGUAUCAGCGCGAAUAAAACCCAGCUGGUAUAGCGGCCCUGUUCGGCCCCCCACCCGAAGCAUGUGCCGAAAGGAGAGCCGCUGCAGUACUCUAGUUCCCAUCCAGAGCUCGCCAUGCCGGAUCAGAUACGGGGGGUGGGAUAAGACGUCAUGGCCAAGCCAGCGUUCUGCAGCCUCACCGCCCCGGUCAACCCACCUCGGGGUGAAGAGUAUUGGGCAGUAUCAACAUGUUACCUACAUCUAUUACUGGCCGUUUCUCGUGUCUCUUGGCGGCCGGCACAGCAGGAGGUGAUUGAACUGGACUCCACUAUCAAACGGGUUUCCAGAUGGAGAUCCAAGAGACUUGAAAUGCAACCGAAAUACAUACUCCGUACAUAGAGUUACAGUAAGCGGAAGCGGGUGGUCUUUGUUGAACCCAGGCGAGCAGACUUUCCCUCGAGCCGGCUGAUCGUCGUGAUGCCGUGAUUGCACAACCCGGCA